Molecule: messenger RNA, 3371 nt
Organism: Diospyros lotus (date-plum)
Lineage: Eukaryota; Viridiplantae; Streptophyta; Magnoliopsida; Ericales; Ebenaceae
Product: probable LRR receptor-like serine/threonine-protein kinase At1g67720
Exons: 15
Coding region: 272-3028 (918 amino acids)
Biological process (GO): protein phosphorylation
Molecular function (GO): protein kinase activity; protein binding; ATP binding
Source: RefSeq, a predicted model, not a curated record
ACCCCCACCCUUCUCCCCCCCCCCCCCCCCAACAACUCGUCUCUCUUUCUUUCUCUCUCAAAUGAUCAGAAGAGGUGGGUGAUCACUCCACAUGUGUGUUCAUACAAUAAUCUGAAAAACUGCAGCUUUUCUCCCUUUGGUGUUUCUCUGUGCUGUAAUAUAAUCACUUUCCAUCUCUUCUUUUAUUUUCUUUUCUUUAAUUCCCUUCUUUUCUGGCUUUCUUGUUUUCACUCCCACCCCUCUCUUCUGGGUCCCCAAGAAAACUUGAACGAUGAAGUCUACUCUUCCCCUUCUCUCCCUCUCGCUUCUCUUGCUCACGGCUGCUGUCACAGCUCAGAUGCCAGGUUUUGUGAGUUUAGAUUGUGGUGGCACGGGAAAUUUCACUGACGAGCUUGGCCUCAAGUGGACCCCUGAUGAUCAGCUUAAGUAUGGGCAAAGCACUCAUAUAUCUGUAGCAAAUGAGACAAGGAAGCAAUAUCAGACUCUGAGAUCCUUCCCUGCAGAUAAUAGGAAAUAUUGUUACACUCUCAAAGUCAUGAGUAGAACUAGGUACCUUAUAAGAGCGACCUUCUUGUAUGGUAACUUUGACAAAAGCAAUGUUUACCCAAAGUUUGACAUCUCCCUGGGGGCAACUCAUUGGGCUACAAUUGUUAUUUCUGAUGCCAAUACGAUAGAGGUCCAGGAGUUGAUAUUUCUGGCUUUAGAUCCUACUGUAAGUGUUUGUUUAUCCAAUGCUCCAACAGGGCAGCCAUUUAUUUCUACCCUUGAACUCCGACAAUUCAAUGGUUCAGUAUACAUGACCCAGUAUGAAAAUCAGUACUACCUCAGCUUGUCGGCAAGAAUAAAUUUUGGUGCAGAUAGUGAGGCUCCUGUCAGGUAUCCUGAUGAUCCAUUUGAUAGAAUAUGGGAAUCUGACUCUCUCAAGAAAGCAAAUUACCUUGUUGACGUUGCCGCUGGAACUGAAAAAGUAUCAACCCAGAUGCCAAUAGAUAUAGGCAAUAGUGAAAGGCCACCCCAGAAAGUGAUGCAGACGGCCGUAGUUGGUAGAAGUGGAUCGCUAACAUACCGCUUGAAUCUGGAUGGUUUUCCAGGUUCUGGCUGGGCAUUUACCUACUUUGCUGAAAUUGAAGAUUUGGGUCCAACUGAUAGAAGAAAAUUUAGGCUGGUACUACCAGAUAUGCCUGAUGUUAGCAAACCUGUUGUUAAUAUUGAAGAAAAUGCUCAUGGAAAAUAUCGCUUGUACGAGCCUGGAUACGUCAAUAUUUCUCUCCCAUUUGUUUUAUCUUUUAGAUUUGGGAAAACAUCUGAUUCUUCCAUGGGGCCUCUCCUGAAUGCAAUGGAGAUUAAUAAGUAUCUCAAGAAAACUGAUGGUUCUGCAGACGUAUCGAUAGUUUCUAGUGUAAUCGCACUAUAUCCAUCAGCAGAUUGGGCACAAGAAGGUGGUGAUCCAUGCCUGCCUGUCCCAUGGUCCUGGCUUCAGUGUAGCUCAGAUCCUCAACCCAAGAUAAUUAAAAUUAAAUUGUCUGCAAAGAAUUUGACGGGCGGUAUCCCUUUGGACUUGACAAGGUUCACUGGCUUAGCUGAGCUGUGGCUCGAUGGGAAUUCACUGACUGGUUCAAUACCUGAUUUUUCUGGAUGCACGGACUUGAAGAUCAUACAUCUAGAGAACAACCAGUUGACUGGGGAGCUGCCUUCCUCGUUGGUGAAACUGCCAAAUCUGAGAGAACUGUAUGUGCAAAAUAACAAGUUAUCUGGAAAAGUGCCAUCGGAUCUUCUGAAUAAGAAUAUUGUUUUGAACUACACUGGGAAUAUUGAUCUUCAUAAAGGGGCUGGGAGAGGGGGCCACGAUAAAAUUAUUAUUGGAUCAUCAAUUGGGGCUGCUGUUCUGCUUAUAGCUACUAUUGCCUCCUGUCUGUUGAUGUACAAAGGAAAGAAGUACAAUAAGCAAGACCAGUUUGAACGAACUGGGCCUGCUCCUAGCUUAGGUUCAUCUCUGGGUGGUGUUGCCAAAGAAGCUGCCCAUUGCUUCACAUUAUCUGAAAUUGAAGAUGCCACCAAGAAGUUUCAGAGAAAAGUUGGCUCAGGAGGCUUUGGUGCUGUAUAUCAUGGAACCUUGAAAGAUGGAAGGGAGAUAGCAGUCAAAGUUUUGAACAGUAAUUCCUACCAGGGGAAGCGAGAAUUUACAAAUGAGGUGACUCUUCUUUCAAGGAUACAUCACAGGAACCUGGUACAAUUUCUCGGUUACUGCCAAGAAGAAGGGAAAAGUAUGCUUGUUUACGAAUUUAUGCACAAUGGAACCCUCAAAGAGCAUCUCCACGGACGACAAAGCAUCAAUUGGAUCAAACGCCUUGAGAUUGCUGAAGAUGCCGCAAAAGGGAUCGAGUACCUACAUACAGGCUGUACACCAUCUAUCAUCCAUCGAGACUUGAAAACCACCAAUAUCCUUUUGGACAAAAACAUGCGUGCAAAGGUUUCAGAUUUUGGUCUCUCAAAAUUUGCUGUGGAGGGAGCUUCCCAUGUCUCAAGCAUAGUUCGAGGCACCGUUGGGUAUCUAGAUCCUGAGUAUUAUAUCUGUCAACAGUUAACCGAGAAGAGUGAUGUUUAUAGUUUCGGUGUCAUCCUUCUUGAGCUGAUAUCGGGUCACGACGCAAUAUCUAAUGAAAGCUUUGGGUCAGACUGCCGCAACAUAGUCCAAUGGGCAAAACUCCACAUUGAAAGCGGAGACAUCGCCGGAAUCAUUGAUACAUCGCUGGACGGCGAGUGUGACCUCCAAUCGAUGUGGAAGAUAGCCGAGAAAGCUCUGCUCUGCGUCCAGCCCCAUGGAAACGCAAGGCCAUCAAUGCCAGAAGUUUUAAAAGACAUUCAGGAUGCCAUUUCAAUGGAGAAGGAAGCAGAUAAGUUAAGAAGGGGCAACUCGGAUGAGAUCUCGAGGAACUCUGGUCAGUCGCUGUCCCUGAACAUGGAACUAGGCGAGAGCCAGCAUUACGUGGCGAUGGAUGAAUCGAUCGCGCAGCCGACUGCACGGUAGUGUCAGGCUUGUUCAUAAACCUGCGCAUUUUUCUUGAUUCAUACUAUUCUUUGCAGCUAGGAGUUGCUUGAUUUUGGCUGUGGAUCUUCACCUAAUUGUGCAGACUGUCACUCUGUGUUGUGAGUUGAACUUCAGUAUUGAGUCCUCAAUGUUCAAAGGAAAUCUUCUCAUCACCAACCAGUUUUAAGCUCAGAUAAGAAGGGUUACUUUAAAUAGUCUAUACUUUGUGUAAUAUCGAAAGAGUUAAAAUUUAUAUAACCCACUUCAUCGAGUGGAAUCGAUGCUUGUGAUGAGAAUGAUUUAUAGUUAUUGAUAAUGAAUUGCUUGAUGUGGUCGCUUAGUA